GCACGACGGGAAGAGGAGAGUUCCCUAAAUGACUCACAGCUGAUAUAGGAUUUGAACUACAAUCCCCAAGAACACAGACUCAUUUUUUUUUUUUUUAGUUAGCGCAUGCGUCUUUUUAACCACACGCGCACGCGCUCUUCAAGUUUCCGGGACGAGUCCGUUUAUUUCUCAUAGCAGGAGACGGGAUCAUGGCUGUCCUCCUUCGAGCCGUGCCAAGGUUUCAGGGCCCAGCUGUGUGGGGGAGGCCUCUUCAUCGACUGUGGUACUGUACUGGGCAGGGAGAUUCCAGAAGGUGGGUGGGGAGCACGUCCCCCACCUCACAGGAGAAGCCACCAGGCACAGAGACUGAAAAGUUCCACACAAUCUACCGAUUCAAUGCCAUCAGAGUACUUGGGUAUGUGUCUCGGCUGAAGCUGGCUCAGACAGCUGUGACUGUGAUAGCCCUGCCUCCGGGCUUCUACUCGUACUCACAGGGCCUCAUGACCCUCAAUUCACUCUGCCUGGUGAGUGGGAUUGCCUGCUUUGCCCUGGCCAUGCUGUACUGGAUGAGCUACUUCUUCAGGAGGCUGGUGGGCAUCCUCUAUGUGAAUGAGUCAGGUACCAUGCUUCGAGUGGCCCACCUGACCUUCUGGGGAUGGCGACAGGACACGUACUAUGCCGUGUCAGACAUGAUACCUCUGACAGAAUCCAAGGACCAGGCCCAGGAAGUGUUUGUACGCAUCCAGCAAUACAGUGGCAAGCAGACCUUCUACCUUACCCUGCGCUAUGGCCGAAUCCUGGACAAAGAACGUUUCUCACAAGUGUUUGGAACCCUGACCACACUCAAGUAAAGAACAGCAACUAGGCCUAGGCCUCCCAUAUCCUUGGUUACACCGGAUUUUAGAGGGGAAGGCCAAGAACAUUGAUGAGGCAGAAGCUAAUACCCAUAGGCUGGGACUGAAGCUCCACGGUAGACUGCUCAUAUAGCAUGCAGGCAGUUCAAUCCCUAGAGCUGCAUAUAAGCAGGCAUGGCUGUGUGUGCCUGUACUCAGCUCUGGAGAUGGAGGCAGGUGCAGAAGAAGGUCAAGGUUGUUGUGGGCCAAAAAAGAAGAUGUUAACCACCUUUAGGAAAAAGCCCUUGGUUGAACAUUGUGCUCAAUAGGGCAUUUUAAAUACUAUGCCAAGAUCACUGGGGCAGCUCACUGCUAUGAAACCAGAAGGCAGAGGAACAUAGACUUGGAGUCUGGAGACUUGGGUUCUGCUGGACCUCAGCUCCUUGACCUGGGGCAGGCUAUUAAGUCUCUGAGCCUUGAAUUGCACUGGGAGAUAGAAGAGCCUUCUUCUCUCGUGGGGAUGGAUGUAAAAAUAGCCAGUAAUGGCUGAGGCUGGACAUGUAGCUGUGUGGUAGAGCUCUUGACUAGCAUGUAUAAGGCCGUAAGUUCCACCCUCGGCUCCACAGAAGAGACAUACCAGUACAUGCUGCAUGCUGUGCCAGGGCAGCAGCCCAGAGUUUAUAGCACUGAGGGAGGCUUCCAGGUGGCCUGCCCCAUUUGCACCCGCCAGCUUGGUGGCUAGUGCCGAAGCCUAAAGUGGGCUUGUUUUUCUCCCAUCAGGAAGUCACUGUGAUGUGGGAUGUCCUUCUGUAUAUGUGUUGCCAUAUUGGUUGGUGAAUAAAGCUGCUUUGGCCUACAG
Microtus oregoni (creeping vole) is the source of this 1671-nucleotide messenger RNA. It is a transcript of the gene Tmem186, whose product is annotated as transmembrane protein 186. The record is from RefSeq and is a predicted model, not a curated record. Bases 189 to 830 code for a protein of 213 amino acids. NCBI's taxonomy places the organism in Eukaryota, Metazoa, Chordata, Mammalia, Rodentia, Cricetidae. The transcript is spliced from 2 exons. Gene Ontology annotation, cellular component: mitochondrion.